Molecule: messenger RNA, 1171 nt
Organism: Nymphaea colorata (pocket water lily)
Lineage: Eukaryota; Viridiplantae; Streptophyta; Magnoliopsida; Nymphaeales; Nymphaeaceae
Exons: 7
Coding region: 404-964 (186 amino acids)
Biological process (GO): maturation of SSU-rRNA from tricistronic rRNA transcript (SSU-rRNA, 5.8S rRNA, LSU-rRNA)
Cellular component (GO): nucleolus
Source: RefSeq, a predicted model, not a curated record
UGCCCUAUUUAGAAAUCCCCGUUUCGAAGGAGAGAACGAGAGACAAAGGGACAGUGCGAGGGGGAGAACGCGAGACAAAAGAGAGGGAGCACGAGAGAGCAGGGCUGCAGCCUGCAAGAAGGAGGUCGGAGACUCGGAAGAGAAGAGGAGAGAGUCGGAGAGAACUCGCAGCAGCGGGCUGAGUGCUCGAUCUUGGUUGAUCGACAGGAGCAGGCUAAUGCCAACAGCUGUCAGAAUCUGCUGAAUGCACAGGAGCUCACUGAUUUCUGCCCGAAGUAAACUCUCUCCUCUCUCGUUAAGAUGGUGGGAUUCCCUCAAGUCGUGCAUGACAACUCAGGUUCGCUUGCCCUCAAACUGAAUCACCGUUCUGCAGCAAUGGAAAGGCACAAUUUCAUGAGUUUUGAUGCUGGCCACACACUCACACACACAUAUGAAGUUAAAAUUAAAGUCAGGUAGCAUCAGUGAUAUGUACGAGAACCAAACGUCAAAAAAGCUGAUAGAUAACAUGGACGACAAGGAAGAAAAGAAGUCCUUCGGAAAACUAUUAAAGGCUGUUGAGCUCUUAGGAUCUUCACAACUGAGUUGGAAAGAAAGGAAGAAGAUGGAAGACCAAAGUGUGGCUUCCCUAGGUGGAAAGCCUAAAAAGAAUUGCAAGAUGCCUGUCAUUUUGGGGAGGAACAUCAUGAAAAAAAGGCAGGAAAAAGAGCAAAAAUUAUUUGAGGAGGGUCUUAUUGAUCAGAUUCCUCGGAAAUAUACUAGCAAAAGCCAGAAAACCAGGCGAGAAGAUCAAGUGCUCAAAAUUAGCCAAGGUAAUUUCAGAAAUGGCAUGUUGGAUGUGAAGCAUAUCUUGAGAAAGGAUGAAGCUGCUUCUAGGGUGGAAGACCAUAACCAUGGAGGUGGUAAAGACAAGAAGAGAGGCAAAAGGAAGCAGCAGAACAGCAAGAAGAGAAGGCGAAGGAGCUAAUUUGGACAGCAAAUGAAUAAUUCUCAUCAGUUAGAGACACGAAUGAGCAUUGCUAAUAGAGAUUAUGUAUAUGAUGAUUUUUUUAUAGCUUGCAUACAAAAUCUAGUCACUGUUUCAAUGUUCCAUGAAAGUAUUUCCUUCUUCUUUCGCAGUAAUUGAUGGUUUCACAGUUAGAACUUUACAGCAAUUAAAUGAGCUUGUUCUUUA